Alligator sinensis (Chinese alligator) is the source of this 777-nucleotide messenger RNA. Its product is annotated as olfactory receptor 14A16-like. NCBI's taxonomy places the organism in Eukaryota, Metazoa, Chordata, Crocodylia, Alligatoridae. The record is from RefSeq and is a predicted model, not a curated record. The transcript has 2 exons. Gene Ontology annotation, molecular function: olfactory receptor activity; G protein-coupled receptor activity. The coding region runs from base 1 to 777 and encodes 258 amino acids. Gene Ontology annotation, biological process: G protein-coupled receptor signaling pathway. Gene Ontology annotation, cellular component: membrane.
AUGGCGAAUCUCCUAACAAUCACAGCUGUAGCCCUCAGCCACCACCUGCAUAACCCAAUGCACUUCUUUUUGAUAAAUUUAUUCAUCCUAGACCUUGGCUCCAUCUCAGUGACCAUACCAAAAUCCAUGUCUAACUCUUUAUUGAACACCAAGUGGAUUUCCUAUGCUGGAUGUGUUGCCCAAGUGUUUUGUCUCUUCUGCUUCCUGGAAGCAAACAUGUGUCUUCUCACGGUUAUGGCAUAUGACCGGUACAUUGCCAUCUGCAAGCCACCGCAUUAUGAGAUAAUAAUGAACAGGAGAGCUUGUGUCCAGAUGGCUGCCUGUACUUGGACUGCUGGUGUCAUCUACUCUGCACUGCACACUGGGAACACUUUUACCAUACCAUUCUGCCACUCAAAUAUCAUCAACCAGUUCUUCUGUGAAAUACCUCAGCUGCUCAAGCUCUCCUGCUCUGACACAUACCGCAGAGAGCUGGCAGCCCUUUCCUUCAGUGUGUUUUUAUGUUUAUGCUGUUUUGUUUUCAUCGUUGUGUCGUAUGUUCAGAUCUUCACCGCAGUGUGGAGAAUCCCCUCUCAACAGGGCCAUCAGAAAGCCUUCUCCACCUGCAUUCCUCACCUUACUGUGGUCUCCCUGCUUCUUUCCACUGGUGCAAUUGCCUACAUGAAGCCCAUCUCUGACUCUCUGUCCCCUCUGGAUCUCUUGGCAACUGUACUGUAUUGUGUGGUGCCUCCAUUGAUGAAUCCAGGCAGACAGACAGAUGGGUACCACUUCUCAUGA